Messenger RNA from Schistosoma bovis, 1211 nucleotides. Lineage: Eukaryota; Metazoa; Platyhelminthes; Trematoda; Strigeidida; Schistosomatidae. The record is from the annotation of a GenBank genome assembly.
ACCUGAUUCACUUUUGAUAUCGAUUGGACUCCUUGAGCUAAGCCACUCAAGGUCGCCAAAUCGACAAGGUGGUAAUUAAUUCCUACAUCUACUGAUGUGUUGACGUAGUAGUCGAGGUACUCCAUUAUGAACUUCUGGACACCAAGAUUUCAUUGAUUUAUUUCGUAAUCCUGACUAAAUAAUGUGGUCUCUGGGAGAUGUUUGCAUUUAUCAGCAUGAAAACAAAGUUUAUGAUUUAUUUGUUAUUGAGGAAAUCAAUUUGGAAAACUCGCUUGUUACUGUUCGUUCAAGCAGUUACACAACUUCAUGUUAUUCCAGUGAUUUGCUAAAUAUAACACCAGAAAACGUUAAAUUAUUAUGUGAAAAUGAUAAAAUCACGUCAACUCUUGACUCAGUGGAUUAUUCGUAUUUUGCUACAAAACUUAACACUUUAUUAAAUCUGCCGCUCUCUAUGAAUACAAUUAGCUUGAAAACUGAAAGCCAAAAGAAUCCUGUCCAAUUAUGGAACAAUGGAGAUAUGUGCAUUUGCACAUGGAGUGAAGAUGAAGCCUAUUACUACGCUAAAAUAUUAACAGCUGAUUAUGAAAAUGAUAUUUUCACAGUAUCAUUUUGUUUUUAUGAGAAUGUCGAACAGAAAUCCUCUAAAGAUCUGCAUUAUAUUAAUUCUGAGUUUGAGGCGUACGUGACAGACAAUAUGAAUAAAUCAUUUGCACUUUCAAUGAAGGAACAGAUCAGUGAUCAAUGUGAACUCGAAGAAGAUCUUGAUAGUAAACGGGACACAUACGAAUCCUCUGUUCAAGAUGAGGACAUAAAAGAAUUAAAUGAAAUUACUUCUCAUUUGCACAAAACUUCACUUAAUCCACUUAUUCCUCGUAAUAAAAAACAGGGAUCAAAAAUUAAAAAUUCGUGUAAACCUGGACUUAAUGAAUUUUCGGUUGAGAAUAUAUCUCAGUCCACAAAACAGAAUCGAUCAUUAGAUUCUUCAAAUAUACAACAACACAUCAGUGAAUUACAAUUACAUCCAUUAUUGCUGAGUUGGUUUAUUUGUGGUUACCAAACUGGGUUUUACGAAGAGUCUCUCGCGUACCACGGGGACAGCAAUUAGCUCACACGGUGAUAUGUAACUGGUGUAUAUAUUGUACAGUACUUGUAGUGUUUUGUUAGUUAAAACGUGUUAGUGUUGCUUCAUGAAUAAAAUGGUUUAAUUUGUC